AUGGCGGACCCUAUGGUGGAUCAGAUGACCAGGCUGAAACUAAAGCUGCUGGAGAAGAGACUGGAGAAUGAAAGGGACCAUCUUGAUGACAGAGCAGAAACAGCGCUCUCCACAAGGAGUGCUGAUGGUGUAGAAGAUGCAUUACACAGUGCACUACGGAGAAAAAGGGAUCUGCUUCACAGAUUAAGGGAACAGCAGUUAUUGGAGGAUUACAGACGGCCCCACACCUGGGGUGGGACACGCAGACAAUAUCGACAGGAUACCCGCCCCGCUCCACCUCCCAUCCAAACCUACCAGCCCCCACCGGUGCUCCCCGCACUCCCUCCGCCUCCGCCUCCGCCUCCACCUCCUCCACCACCUCGCAUCAUUCAGCAAACGAUGCCGCAGCAGCAGCCAACAACAAUAAUACAGCAGCUGCCACAACAACAGCCGCUCAUAGCUCAGAUCCCACCUCCACAGCCUUUGCAGCCUGUCAGGUCAGGGAGCAUCAAAGAAGACAUGGUGGAGCUGAUGCUCAUGCAGAAUGCCCAGAUGCACCAGAUCAUCAUGCACAACAUGAUGCUGAAGGCCCUCCCUCCCACGGCCUUGUCCCCACUAGGGGGCAGCAAUCACCCCGCCUCUGCACUUGACAAACCUAGGGGGAGCGCCAUCCAUCACCACCACCACUACAGUCCUCCUGCUGCAAACCUCCCUCCCAUUGGUUAUCCAAUGUGGCCCCCUGUGAUGUCAUCGAGCUCUCCUGGGCAGGGAGGAGCCUUCCAGCCCAUCGUGCAGCAUGUGACAGGCCCCAUGUCACUGCCGCCACUUAAUGUGUAA
Megalops cyprinoides (Indo-Pacific tarpon) is the source of this 816-nucleotide messenger RNA. RefSeq lists its product as uncharacterized. NCBI's taxonomy places the organism in Eukaryota, Metazoa, Chordata, Actinopteri, Elopiformes, Megalopidae. The coding region runs from base 1 to 816 and encodes 271 amino acids. The transcript has 7 exons. The record is from RefSeq and is a predicted model, not a curated record.